This is a messenger RNA of Grosmannia clavigera kw1407, 642 nucleotides long. Its product is annotated as methylene-fatty-acyl-phospholipid synthase. Gene Ontology annotation, molecular function: S-adenosylmethionine-dependent methyltransferase activity. The record is from RefSeq and is a predicted model, not a curated record. Bases 1 to 642 code for a protein of 213 amino acids. Lineage: Eukaryota; Fungi; Ascomycota; Sordariomycetes; Ophiostomatales; Ophiostomataceae. The transcript is spliced from 4 exons. Gene Ontology annotation, biological process: phosphatidylcholine biosynthetic process.
AUGGCAUCAUUCGCAGACCUCGGCCAGCUGGUCGACUUCAAUCAGACAAGCCUCUACUUUUCUGUCCUGGCCAUCGUAUUCAACCCGACCUUUUGGAACAUCGUGGCGAGAAAGGAAUACCGCACGCACUUCCUGACCCGGCUCUUCGGCGGCCGUGCCCGCACCGCCUGCUACUUCCUUGCAGCCACCAUCUUCUCGCUCGGCAUCGUGCGCGACCUGCUCUACGAGCGUGCCUUGCGCCACCAGCCCACACAUCCGCUGCUGGCCGCACCCAAAGUUGCCUACGGCGGCUAUGCACUGCUCGCCCUCGGUAACGUGCUCGUGGUCUCGUCGACGUGGCGCCUCGGCAUCACUGGCACCUUCCUGGGCGACUACUUUGGCAUCCUGCUCGACAGCAUGGUCACUGGCUUCCCCUUCAACGUCACCGAUGCUCCUAUGUACUACGGCAGCACCAUGAGCUUCCUUGGUUCCGCCUUGGUCUACGGCCGGCCUGCUGGCGUGCUGCUGACUGUUGAGGUCCUGUUCGUCUACCUGAUCGCCCUCCGGCUGGAGAACCCCUUCACGGCCGGCAUCUACGCCAAGCGGGAGGAAGAGCGCAGCAGGCAGGCUGCUGUCAGCAAGGAGCCCAAGAAGCAGCGUUAA